Messenger RNA from Fonsecaea erecta, 1371 nucleotides. RefSeq lists its product as hypothetical. Gene Ontology annotation, molecular function: oxidoreductase activity. The record is from RefSeq and is a predicted model, not a curated record. NCBI's taxonomy places the organism in Eukaryota, Fungi, Ascomycota, Eurotiomycetes, Chaetothyriales, Herpotrichiellaceae. The transcript has 2 exons. The coding region runs from base 1 to 1371 and encodes 456 amino acids.
AUGAGCAAGCGUGUGGCUAUCGUGGGCAGCGGCUGCUCAGGUCUCGGUGCUUUAUGGGCGCUGAACACCAGCACUCGCCAUGAAAUCCAUCUAUUUGAGGCAGCAUCCCGACUAGGUGGGCACACGAACUCCAUUCCAUACGAAGGAUCCAAUGGUCAGAAGGUCGAAGUUGAUGCUGGUUUGGUUGUCAUCAACGGUGCUACCUCCCCCAACUUCUUCCGAUUCCUCCAAGUGUUGGGUAUUCAGUUGAAGAAGACUGACCUGACCUUUGGCAUCUCCCGUGACCAAGGGGCGUUCGAGUGGGCAUGGACGUCGUGGUCCUCCAUCUUUGCCCAGAAGAGGAAUAUCUUCAGGCCCAGCAUGUGGAAAUUGAUUUUUGAAGUCAUCCGAUUCAACGAAUUCGCGCUUGAUCUUCUCCAAGAAGAUGACAGUGAGGAGGAUUCCACCACUCAGGAAAUCCAGCAAAAAAUGGAACAUCGGUCACAAGAGAGUAUCGGUGAAUAUCUCGAACGCGAAAACUAUUCCAGGGAAUUCCGCGAUAACUAUCUCAUUCCCAUGACAGCUGCGAUAUGGGGCACGAACCCUGAUGAAUGUUCCCUGGAGUUCCUCGCUCGCACCUUGGUUCGCUUCAUGUACAACCAACACAUGCUGGAUGUUGCUGCCAAAUUCUCGGAUUGGUGGACCAUCUCUGGUGGAGCUGAGCGAUAUAUCGAAGCAGUGAUGGAAGAUUUCUCUGCCGACAGAAUCCAUCUCGAUUCCAAUGUCACUUCACUGACUCCAAGCGACAAAGGUAUUGUCGUGUUGACGGCGAAUGGAAAGGACCAUGAAUUCGACCAUGUGAUAGUCGCAACGCAGGCCGCUCAAGCUCUGGAGAUCUUACAACCGCAAAUAACCAGAGAGGAGUCGGACAUUUUGAGAGGUUUCCGCACCAAUAGAAUUGUUGCCGUGUUACACACUGAUCUCUCACUGAUGCCAAAGCGACGACAGGCGUGGUCAUCCUUGAACUAUAUCACUGAGUCCCCAUUCCCGCCUACCAGGAGUAAGCAGGUUUCCAAAGGCUGUCUGACGUAUUGGAUGAACGUACUGCAUGAAAUGCCACAAAGUCAAUUAGGACCGGUCCUGGUCACACUCAACCCUUUGAAUAUGCCCCAUCCUCGACUGGCGCAGGGAAUCUGGGAAUAUGCCCAUCCCCAAUACAAUGCUACCGCAAUCAAAUCACAGAAACUGCUGUCCAAGAUUCAAAACACCAAGAACAUCAGUUACUGCGGAGCUUGGACGAAAUACGGCCUUCCUGAAGAUGGAUUCAGUAGUGGGCUGUCGGUUGCCAUCAAUUGUUUAGGGGCAAGACUGCCUUUUGAAAUUAUCUGCUGA